AUGGAGCUGCUGCAGGUGCAAGGUCAGGUCUUGUCUCGCAUCCUGGAAGGCAAAGUGAACAAGCAGUUGAACAGUGUGGGCACCAGUCAUAACUCAGAUCUGCCAGCACAGAAAGUGGAACUGGAGGCAACACACUCGGCUUGCCGAUCAUCGUCAGCUGGACCCGACGACAUUCAUAUUCAAUAUAUUGAAGCCAUCAUGAACAUGGAGGAGAGGGUACAGAAAGUCAUAAUGGAGGCCAUCCAAGAACUAAUGCUGCGAGAAAGUUCUCCUGGGAUACUGGUGGGAGAAGGUGAGAUCAGAGCAGACCUGGGACCCGCCUCCUUCCACCCACACAUCAAGACUAUCCUUGAGCAGCUAGAAACAGCCACACUAACCAGAGAUGAGACAAUACAACGAUGCCACGAAUUAGAGCAGCAGAUCUCAGUGAUAAAUGAAGAGAAGACAGCAUUGGCCUCGGAGAAUGAAAAGCUGUUAAAUCGUUUAGAUGCUUGGGAGACUGGUGGUGACCUGGGAACUUCAACUCUCCGUUACAAAGAUCUCAAGAAACAGAUUGAUGGUCUCCAAGAUGAGCUUUACAAGCUAGAGACAUCUCGUGAUGAGUACCGCACGAAGGCAGACUUGCUAGAUCGAGAGAACCAAGAACUGCAGACACGUAAUGAAGAACUGCAACGACUGGCAGAUGAAGCUCGCUCUCUCAAAGAUGAGGUUGAUGCACUGCGGGAGAUGAGUGAGCGAGCAGUAGUGUACGAAGGCACAAUGGAAACUUACAAGAAGAAGCUGGAAGAGUUGAGUGACCUUAAACGUCAAGUUCGCAUUUUAGAGGAGAAGAACUCAGAUUAUGUACAGCACAACAUGGAACUAGAAGAGGAAGUAAAGAAGAGUGGAACUUGGCGUCCUCAGUUAGACUUGUACAAGAAACAAGUUGCUGACUUACACCAGAAGUUGGCAGAGGAAGCCAAGAAGACUGAUCGCCAGAUUUUUGAGAAUAAAAAACUGAUGGAAAAAAUGGAGGCCAUUCUGCAAGAGAAAGAUCGGCUGACCAAGGAACGUGAUGCACUUAAGGAGAACAUCGAAGAGUUGAAAUGUCAUGUGUCAACACUGACCUCACCAGACACUGCCUCCCGCCCUCCCUCUGACCUCUCAGACGUGGAGUUACUGGAAGUGGUUCCUCAUGAAAUCAGAGAGAAGCUGAUGCGACUGCAGCAUGAAAAUAGCAUGUUGAAGCAGAGAGCAGCUGAGGGUGGCAGCCGUGAACAAUUGCCUGUUCUUCAAACUCUGGUAUCAGACUUACAGGAGCGCCAGAAUUCCUUGACUCAGGAGAACAGACAACUAAACCACCGCAUCAUGGAGCUGGAGAGUGAGGUUGAGGAAGCCAAGGCUGCUGUCACAACCCCAGUAGCUGCUGCUGCUGCUUCCAAGAACGUCGAGGGUUCCUCUGUGAGGCUGAGCAGUGGAGAAGCCAGGAGGAUAACUGAACUGGAGACUAAACUGACACAACAAUGUGAAAGGAUUGUCUCACUGGAGGAGAGUCUGGCAAAGAAGGAGAACGAGAUGGGAGCCAUGGAGGAACGUUACAAGAAAUAUCUGGGUAAAGCCAAGUCAGUUAUCAAGACACUGGAUCCCAAGCACAACCCAGCUCUCAUUCCUGAUGUAUCAAAUCUAAGGUCUACUAUCCAUGAGAAGGAACGGAUUAUAGAAAAUUUGGAGCGUGAGUCAGAGAAGUCAAAGGCAAUCCGUGACUUGGAGGAGAAGUACAUCACCACCGCCUUCUAUAAUUUUGGUAUGCAGAUGCACCGGCAGAUGAUUGGGCAGCGGUUGUCAACCAUGGACCAGGGCCAGUCCUUCUUAUCCCGCCAGAGACAAGCAUCAACUAGACGUGUGCCCUUGGGUAGCAAUAUGAGCAACAGUGAAUUUUAUGACUAUUAGUGGCAGCGAGUGUGUGGUGUCCGCUCCGUCCCCUGCAUGACAUACUCCGUCCAGCAGUCAAUUUGAAGACAUGAAGAUCAGCUGACUUUAACUUAUAAAAUAUAUCAUAUAUACACCUUGUAUGUAGCUUGAGAGUACAAGACCUAAAUUGGAUUCCUUCAAAUAUUAAUAUAUAUAUAUAUAUAUAUAUAUAUACAGUGGACCCCCGCAUAGCGAACGCCUUGCAUAGCGAACAUUCCGCAUAGCGAACGCUUUGAUCGCUAAAAUUUUGCCCCGCAUAGUAGACAAAAACCCGCUCAGCGAACUUCGUCCGAGACGCGUCCAAUGUGCGGCCUCAGCCAGCCUCACAUGUGCCGCCUGUCCCAUUGUUUACCAGCUAGCCUCCGCGGUAACAUUCAAGCAUACACUCGGAAUAUUUCGUAUUAUUACAGUGUUUUCGGUUCUGUUUGUUGAAAAUAAGUGACCAUGGGCCCCAAGAAAGCUUCUAGUGCCAACCCUGUGGUAAAAAGGGUGAGAAUUAGUAUGGAAAUUAAGAAAGAUUUUGAAGGGUUUGGGGCUAACCCUGAGAAGCCUAUGCCAGUUGUGGAAUCCAUUGUGCCUACUUCAAAAAUUAAGGAAAUGUGUGCACAGUGGGUUGAACUGCAAACCUUUAUGGAUGAAAAUCACCCUGACACAGCUGUUGCAAGGCGUGCUGGUGACUAUUUCAAUGACAAUGUUAUGGCCCAUUUUAGACAAAUCGUAAAGGAACGGGAGGUACAGAGCUCUAUGGACAGAAAGAAGUCCAGUGACUCUGAAGCUGGUCCUAGUGGCAUUAAAAGAAGAAGGGAAGUAACCCCGGAAAAGGACUUGCCUCCUCAAGUGUUAAUGGAAGGGGAUUCCCCUUCUAAACACUAACACUCUCUCUCCCCUCCUCCCAUCCCAUCAAUCAUCACCAGAUCUUCAAUAAAAGUAAGUGUCAUGUAAUUGUGCAUGCCUUUUUCAGUUUGUGUGUACUAAAAUUAACAUUUUUUUGUGGUAAAAAAAUUUUUUUUUCAUACUUUUGGGUGUCUUGCACGGAUUAAUUAUAUUUCCAUUAUUUCUUAUGGGGAAAAUUAAUUCGCAUAGCGAACAUUUCGCAUAACGACCAGCCCUCUUGCACGGAUUAAGUUCGCUAUGCGGGGGUCCACUGUAUAUAUAUAUAUAUUAGACUGUCACUUCACCUUAGGUUUACAAAGAUAUCUCUUACACGUGAGUAUAAUGUUCACACACAUGAGUAUAAUGUUCACACAUGUGAGUAUAAUGUUCACACAUGUGAGUAUAAUGUUCACACACGUGAGUAUAAUGUUCACACAUGUGAGUAUAAUGUUCACAUGUGAGUAUAAUGUUCACACACGUGAGUAUAAUGUUCACACAUGUGAGUAUAAUGUUCACACACGUGAGUAUAAUGUUCACACAUGUGAGUAUAAUGUUCACACAUGAGUAUAAUGUUCACACACGUGAGUAUAAUGUUCACACAUGUGAGUAUAAUGCUCACAUGAGUACAGUUUAGUAUGAAAAUAAAAUAGGUCUUAAUGUCACUCACUCAGCACUACCAAUGUAAUAUUUACAAUUGUUAACUUUACCUUUUAACUCUGUACAUAAGAAUGUUUUAAAACUAUAUAUUUUAAUAUCCAAAUAUGUUGAAAAUUUUAACAAAAGCAAUUUUACCCUCUCAUUUUUAUUUUCCAAUUGGCUGAAU
Cherax quadricarinatus is the source of this 3646-nucleotide messenger RNA. Lineage: Eukaryota; Metazoa; Arthropoda; Malacostraca; Decapoda; Parastacidae. The record is from RefSeq and is a predicted model, not a curated record.